This is a messenger RNA of Mercenaria mercenaria, 1647 nucleotides long. RefSeq names its product COP9 signalosome complex subunit 7b-like. The record is from RefSeq and is a predicted model, not a curated record. Bases 154 to 939 code for a protein of 261 amino acids. Gene Ontology annotation, cellular component: COP9 signalosome. NCBI's taxonomy places the organism in Eukaryota, Metazoa, Mollusca, Bivalvia, Venerida, Veneridae. The transcript has 9 exons. Gene Ontology annotation, biological process: COP9 signalosome assembly.
UAACGUUUCAGAUAGGAGGCAGUAAACAGUUUUCUGAGCUUCUCGGCCUAGAGUCGCCUACCUAACUUUCAAAACCUCACACAAAAGUCUGUAACCACACACCUGAAAUAAAGAUAUUGCAGCAUUAACAUCACUGUGAACAUUAAAGUGAAAAUGACAUCGGAGAAGUCUUCAGUGAAUCCACUAGAACAGUUUGUAUUGCUUGCCAAAUCAGCCAAAGGUGCAGCUGCUGCAAGUCUUGUAACACAAGCUCUAGAGGCACCAGGAGUUUAUGUGUUUGGAGAACUUUUAGAGAUGCCAAAUAUUCAAGAGCUUUCCAGUGGAGAUCAUGCAAAGUUCUUCAAGUUACUCAAUUUGUUUGCUUAUGGUACAUUCAAAGAUUAUAAAGAAAAGAAAUCGGAACUACCAGAGCUAAGUCCAGCCAUGUUGAAUAAAUUACGACAUCUGACUAUGGUUUCCUUGGCAACAAAGACAAAGUGUAUUCCAUAUCGUGUGUUGCUGGAAGAAUUAGACAUUCCAAACCUGAGGGCACUAGAGGAUUUGAUCAUUGAAGUGAUUUAUGCUGACAUUAUUCGAGGAAAGUUAGAUCAAAAGAACCAGCAGUUGGAGGUGGACUACGCAAUUGGUAGAGACAUCAGACAGGAGGCUGUGCCUGAUAUUAUAUCUGUUCUACAAGACUGGUGUUCUGGUUGUGAAGCAGUUUUACAGGGAAUAGAAACACAGAUCACAAAGGCCAAUCAGAACAAAGAAAAUAACCUCAGGCAAAAACAGAAAAUGGAACAAGAGAUCACAAACAUCAAGAAAACAUUGAAGAGUACACACGCUGAUGAGGAAAGUAUGGUAACAGAGUCUGUGUCAGUUACUGCAGAUAAACCUUCCAAGAAACCCUCUAAAGCCAAAGGUUUACGAGGAAGUAGUGGUACUAAACUCUGGAAAUGACAAGGAACCUGUGGUACUAAACUAUAAAAUGUGAUAGAAGAUAGACAAUUGUAACAGUAUAAAAACUGGGAGUUGAUUGGAUAACUGUCUAAAGUGCUAAAACAAAUACAUGCAUGUUACUGGAUAUGAAAUGUCUCUCUCAUUGGUAACUCUGAAUAAAAUCAAGAAUUAAUACACUGCCUUAGAAUCUUGUUUGCAGAUAGGUUUGGAAGUAUGACACAAUUCUUCUGUAGAUAUUUGGUAGAAAUGAACAUGCUCAGAAAUGAUAGAAUGAAAAAAAGUAACUUCUUCAUAUAAUUUUACUUCCAGAUUUACAUAACAAACACAUCAUAUACAAAAUUUGUUGUUUGGAAAUUGAGGCAGUAUCAAGAUAUAUGUCAUUUAAACUUUUAAAGAUGACUGGAUAAUGAAAGUAACAUUGAAUGAUUGAGCAUAAACCUAUUCUUACAUAGAACAUGAUUUUAUAGUGGUUUUCAUGUUAACAUAAAAUGUUGUAAUAAAACAUAAUUGCUGCAGACUUCAACAUUUUUUAGUACAGUUGCUAUCAUAAAAAAUUUAUGCAUACUAAGCCAUAGAAAAUAUUUGUUAAGAAUUUUAACUAUGUAACACAGCCUUUAUCAGUUACUGCAAAAGAGACUGGUAUUUAUUUUUAUCCAAAUUGUAUGUUUAACAUGUAUUAUUGUGAUAAAGUGUUGAUAUUUUCUUGAG